UACUUCAUUGAACAGGGGAAAAAGGAAUGCUUUGCUACAUGUCUCUUUGUCUGUUAUGACUUAAUCAGACCAGACGUUGCUCUAGAACUUGCUUGGAUCAACAAUAUGAUCGACUUUGCCUUCCCGUAUCUCCUCCAGUUUAUCCGAGAAUACUCUGGGAAAGUGGAUGAGCUAAUCAAGGACAAGCUGGAGGCACAAAAAGAGGUGAAGGCCAAAGAACAGGAAGAGAAGGAUGUCAUGUCCCAACAGAACAUGUACGCCCAAUUAUUGCCACUUGCUUUACCCGCACCACCGAUGCCAGGAAUGGGAGGUGGUGGGUAUGGUCCGCCACCACCAAUGGGCGGAAUGCCAGGAAUGCCUCCAAUGCCACCAUAUGGAAUGCCACCGAUGGGUGGUUACUAA
Molecule: messenger RNA, 402 nt
Organism: Camelina sativa (false flax)
Lineage: Eukaryota; Viridiplantae; Streptophyta; Magnoliopsida; Brassicales; Brassicaceae
Source: RefSeq, a predicted model, not a curated record